Messenger RNA from Aspergillus melleus, 480 nucleotides. It is a transcript of the gene ARL8C, whose product is annotated as ADP-ribosylation factor-like protein. NCBI's taxonomy places the organism in Eukaryota, Fungi, Ascomycota, Eurotiomycetes, Eurotiales, Aspergillaceae. The transcript has 5 exons. The coding region runs from base 1 to 480 and encodes 159 amino acids. The record is from RefSeq and is a predicted model, not a curated record. Gene Ontology annotation, biological process: protein transport. Gene Ontology annotation, molecular function: GTPase activity; GTP binding. Gene Ontology annotation, cellular component: lysosomal membrane.
AUGAUCGGACUUCAGAAUGCCGGAAAGUCAUCGCUGCUGCGUGUCCUUGCGGGCGGCGAGUUUACUGUAGAUUCUAUCCCUACCAUCGGCUUCAACACGAAGCGGGUCCAGAAGGGCCAUGUGACUCUGAAAUGUUGGGAUCUAGGGGGGCAACCGCGGUUCCGACCGAUGUGGGAGCGAUACUGUCGCGGCGUCAAUGCGAUCGUCUAUAUUGUGGAUGCGGCAGAUCGCGCUGCCUUGCCGGUUGCGACGGACGAGCUGCACGACUUGAUGACCAAGCCCACAUUAGAUGGAAUUCCUCUAUUGGUUCUUGGAAACAAAUCGGACCUCUCGAACAAACUGUCGGUCGAUGAGCUGAUCGACGCGAUGGACCUGAAGUCCAUCACCCGUCGCGAAGUGAGCUGCUAUGGGAUCAGUGCCAAGGAGGAAACCAACCUGGAUGCUGUUCUGCACUGGCUCAUCGCUCGAGCCAGCCGAUGA